Messenger RNA from Aptenodytes forsteri (emperor penguin), 2160 nucleotides. Its product is annotated as relaxin receptor 1. Gene Ontology annotation, cellular component: membrane. The transcript is spliced from 18 exons. The coding region runs from base 1 to 2160 and encodes 719 amino acids. The record is from RefSeq and is a predicted model, not a curated record. Gene Ontology annotation, biological process: G protein-coupled receptor signaling pathway. NCBI's taxonomy places the organism in Eukaryota, Metazoa, Chordata, Aves, Sphenisciformes, Spheniscidae. Gene Ontology annotation, molecular function: G protein-coupled receptor activity; protein binding.
AUGAGGCUGCUCCUGAUCAUUCUGCCAUCGCUUUUCUACGCUGCUACAAAGCCUCCUCUGGUCCACUCCCAGCGGUACGGGCACGCGUGUCCCUUGGGGCAGUUUCCCUGCGGCAACCUCUCCGUCUGCCUGCCCCAGGCCCUGCACUGCAACGGGGAGGACGACUGCGACAACGGAGCCGACGAGGAGAACUGCGUGGAUGACAGCGGCUGGCUGCAGAUCUUGGGUGACAUGCUGGCUGCGAGGAGCAGCCGGGUGGCGGUGGAAGACGAGGGUGACGCCUGCUGGCUGGAGGUCUUCCCAGAGCAGUGCCGGUGCUGGGGAAGGGCUGUAGACUGCACCGAGCGGGACCUCGCCACUGUCCCCUGGGUCUCCUCCAACGUGACCAGGAUGGACCUGAAGAAAAAUAAAAUCCCUUCUCUGCUGGACAAUGAGUUUGGCAGGUACAGGAGUCUGAAGAAGCUGUUUUUGCAAAACAACAAGAUCCGGUUGAUCUCACCCAAAGCCUUUGCUGGACUUUCUCAGCUUAAAAUGUUGUUCCUCAGCCACAACAGGAUCACGCAGCUGAAGCCCCGGGUUUUUGAGGACCUGCAUCACCUCGAGUGGCUGAUGCUGGACAACAACAGGAUUGCCACGAUCGUCCCCGCAACAUUUGCAGAGCUGAAGUCUCUGUAUUUCCUGUACAUGCUGAACAACUCUUUGACUCAAAUACCCAACGCCUCCCUCUGCACAGAAAUGCCGAAGCUCAGCUGGCUGGAGCUGGAAGGGAACAGGAUCCGGGCGGUGCACAGGGCUGUCUUCCAGGAGUGCCACCACUUCACGGUGCUGAUCCUGCGCAGAAACAAACUCAGGUGGAUCCAAGAUGGGACAUUUUCCCGGCUGAACAGGCUGGUGGAGCUCGACCUGUCGUCCAACAGACUAGACCAGCUCCCCUCCUCUCUAUUUAAUGGACUGGCUCAGCUCCAGCAGCUGAAUAUUUCCUACAAUCCCUUGAAAGAGAUCUUCCCCGGCCAGUUUGAGAGCCUGCCCCAGCUACGGUCUCUGAGCUUGGAAGGGCUGGAGAUCCCCAACAUCCACAACCUGACCUUCCAGAAGCUGACCAACCUCUCCCACAUCUACUUCAAGAAGUUCCAGUAUUGCCGCUAUGCACCCCACGUGCGCAGCUGCAAGCCCAACACCGACGGCAUCUCCUCCUUUGAGAACCUCCUGGCCAACGUCAUCCUGCGCGUCUUCGUCUGGGUCAUCGCCUGCCUCACCUGCUUCGGCAACCUCUUCGUCAUCUGCAUGCGGUCCUUCAUCGUCACGGAGAACAGCCAGCACACCAUGGCCAUCAAGUCCCUGUGCUGUGCAGAUGGCCUGAUGGGCAUCUACCUCUUCGUCAUCGGAGCCUUUGACCUCAAGUACUCGGGCGAAUUCAACAAGCACGCCCAGGGCUGGAUGGGCAGCCUCCAGUGCCAGCUGGUGGGCAGCCUGGCCAUGCUGUCCUCUGAGGUGUCAGUCCUGCUGCUGACCUACAUGACCCUGGAGAAAUACUUCUCUAUUGCUUUCCCGUUCAGCCACCACAGAGCCGGCAAGAAGCAGACCAUCUCGGUGCUAGCAGCCAUCUGGCUUCUGGGCUUCUCCCUCAGCAUCAUCCCCCUAUGGUGUAAGGAGUCCUUUGGGAACUACUACGGGAGGAACGGGGUGUGCUUCCCGUUGCAGUCCGACCUGGGUGAGCGGCCCAGUGCCCGGGGCUACUCCGCCACCAUCUACCUGGGCUUGAAUCUCGCAGCCUUCAUCACCAUCGUCUUUGCUUACUCCGGCAUGUUUUACUCCAUCCACAUCACUGCGUCCAAAACAGCGGAGAGAGGCGUCUGCUCCCGGGAAGUCACCAUCGCAAAGCGGUUCUUCUUCAUCGUCUUCACUGAUGCUCUCUGCUGGAUACCCAUCUUCCUCCUCAAGCUGCUCUCCCUGCUGCAGGUGGAAAUACCAGGCACCAUCACCUCUUGGGUGGUCAUCUUCAUCCUGCCCAUCAACAGCGCCCUGAAUCCCAUCCUCUACACCAUCACCACCGCCUCCUUCCAGGAGAAGGUGAAGGGCUGUUUGCAGACCAAGCAGCUGGAGCUGCACGAGUCCCACAAGAGCUUUGCCCUGGUGACACUGCAGGGCAGCAGCGCCUGA